AUGAACAAGUACUUUCCUGAAACUGCCAGGGAAGAUAUGGAGAACCAGUUCCUCAGGCUGAGGCAAGGAACCACGACUGUAGGGGAGUAUGCUGCAAGGUUGGAGACUCUGUCGAAACAUUUCCGUUUCUUUCAGAUGCAAGUGGAUGAACCAUACCUCUGCAACUGUUUUAUGAUUGGGUUGAGAAAUGAUAUUGAGGAGUCCGUAAGGCCUUUGGGAAUCAGGGUUUAUCAACAGCUGGUUGAGAAGGCCCGGGAAGUUGAAACUAUGAAGAAUCGUCGGGGAAGCCGACAAGAGAGUGGAGGACCCAUUCGUACUGGACAGAAACAGGUAGGAAAGACUGACAGGGGUAAGGCACCUCAGAGCAAACCAUACCAACGACCCAGUGAUAAGGUGCCAUUUUCAGGAAAAGGAGAGGCGACUGUUCCGAAGGAGGACAUUGUCUGUUUCAAGUGCAACCAAAAGGGACACUAUGCUAAUGAGUGCGGAAAGGAGAUCAUAUGCUGGAAUUGUCAGAAACCGGGGCACAUUGAGAGGAAUUACCCUAAUGCAACCAAAGCUGAACCAGCACUGAAUGUUGCAAAAGGAAAGCGACCUACAACUAAGGGGCGCGUGUUUGCUAUAACUGGAGAGCAGGAAGAGGGUUCUGAUGAUCUCAUACAGGGUACGUGUACCAUUUCCGGAGCUCCUUUGAUUGUUUUAUUUGACUCGGGUGCUACGCAUUCGUUUAUAUCUGUGAACUGUGCGAAGAGAUUAGAGCUGCUAACUGUAGAGUUACACUUUGACUUGGUGGUAUCGACCCCUGCCACCAGUAGCUUAGUUACACGUACGACAUGUUUACAAAGUCCGUUGGUCUAUGAAGAUCGGAAGUUUCGAGCAAACCUCGUCAGCUUAGGGCUCGAACAGCUAGAUGUUAUUCUGGGAAUGGAUUGGUUGGCUCAAUACCAUGUUCUCUUGGAUUGUGCUAAUAAGACCGUGAUAUUUCCGGAUUCAGGCAUCUUGGAUUACCUGAACUCGUACACACUAAGGAAAGGUUCCUUAGCGUUCGUAAAUUCGAUCGUAGCUGAGGUGAAGAAUGAUGGCGACGUACGGAACAUACCAAUAGUACAAGACUUUACUGAUGUAUUUUCGAAAGACGUACCUGGAUAA
This is a messenger RNA of Lotus japonicus, 1149 nucleotides long. RefSeq lists its product as uncharacterized. Gene Ontology annotation, molecular function: nucleic acid binding; zinc ion binding. The transcript has a single exon. The coding region runs from base 1 to 1149 and encodes 382 amino acids. The record is from RefSeq and is a predicted model, not a curated record. NCBI's taxonomy places the organism in Eukaryota, Viridiplantae, Streptophyta, Magnoliopsida, Fabales, Fabaceae.